CUUUGCGUCGGCAAUUUUGAAAUCGCGUUCGCCGUGCUUUUUUUUUUAAAUUAAUGAAGUGUAAUAUAAAGCGGUGAUUGUGGUUUGGCAAAAGAGUGUGAAUAAUUUGUUCAGUCAAAUUUUAUAAAGAAACGAAUUUUUUAAAAGUUCACUUUCAUACAAAUAAAAAAUUAUUUAGUUGAUUUAAUUAAAUUGUUAAUUAAAGCAAUGCUGCCAUCGUAUUUAAGUAUUACGUAAAAGUAAAAUUGCUCAGACAUUCGGAAGGAAAACCGAGCAUAAUAAUAAUAACGAUAAACAAAUAUAAUUGAAUGUAACAUUUAAUUUUCGCGUGCAGAGGAGUUAUUGGUAUAAUUGAAAAGUGAUAAGUGUGUGUUUGGUUUUUGAAAAGAAAAAUUUAAAUAAAUAAACGAGAUCGGCAUAAUAAAAUUAUUUUGUUUGUUUGUGUGCGAGUAACUUAAGAAAAUAUUUAGUUUAAGUGUGAGAGUCAAAAUGUCGUGCUGUGGCCAAAUAACAACAAUUCGUCCACCCAUCGAGAUGUCCAGUCAAAGUGACGUUUUGAAGCUAAGAUAUGAUCCACGACUAGAUAUCCAUCGCAGGGGUCCUGAUCACAUACACGUCUCGAAAUUCUACAAAGAAUCCAAAAAUGGCAAAUUCAUCAGCUACAUCACUGAGAAUGUACGUACUUUAUAUCAGACAUUUCGCGAGGGCGCUUACUCGUCCAACAAUGGUCCGUGUCUGGGUUGGCGCGAGACUCUUACAUCGCCAUAUCAGUGGAUUAAUUACGAUGAAGCGUUGUUGCGUGCAAAGAAUUUUGGCGCUGGCAUGAUUGCACUGGGCGCUCGUCCCAAGCAAUUAAUUGGCAUUUAUUCGCAAAAUCGUCCAGAGUGGAUCUUAUAUGAGCAGGGUUGUUAUAGUUUCUCGUUGGUUGUUGUGCCUCUCUACGACACACUGGGACCAGAGGCGUGUGCGUUCAUAAUGCGUCAAACGGAAAUGUCUUUGGUUGUGGUGGAGGAUGAUGCUAAGGCUUUGCUCUUGUUGGAGAAAGCGCCUCCCACAUUGAAGAUUAUAGUCGCCAUUAAACCCAUACGCCAACAGACACUGGAUCGUGCCAGAAGUCGUGGCAUACAGAUCUUCUCAUUUAUCGAUGUGGAGAAAUUGGGUGCCAAAGGCAAUCAUCCAGAGGUGCCGCCUGUGUCCGAGGACUUGUGCACUGUGUGCUAUACAUCCGGUACUACGGGCAAUCCGAAGGGUGUGAUGCUCACUCACGGCAAUGUCGUGGCCGGUGUAUGUGCGGUGAUCCUGCAGAUGGGCGAACAUCGAAUUCGCGCCGGCGAUGUAAUGAUAUCCUUUUUGCCGUUGGCACAUAUGUUCGAACGUUGCUGCGAGAAUGGCAUCUACUAUGUAGGUGGCUGUGUUGGCUUCUACUCGGGAGAUAUUAAGGAGCUCACGAAUGAUUUGAAGAUGCUAAAGCCAACCGUUAUGCCAGCUGUGCCGCGUUUAUUAAACCGAGUUUACGAUAAAAUCCAGAAUGAGAUCGCCUCGUCAGCGAUUAAACGUACGCUAUUCAAUAUGGCACUCAAGGCUAAGGAAAAGGAGCUUUCACGUGGAAUCAUGCGAAGAAAUGGUUGUUGGGACAAGCUGGUCUUCAAAAAGGUUCAUCAAGCUUUCGGUGGAAAUCUGCGUUUGAUGGUGGUCGGCUCCGCGCCAUUGGCCGGAAAUGUACUGACAUUUAUGCGCUGUGCACUCGGUUGUCUCGUAUUGGAAGGCUAUGGUCAAACUGAGUGUACUGGGGCGAUUUCGCUAACCGUACAAGGAGACUAUGUGCCAAAUCAUGUUGGACCACCGGUUUCCUGUAAUGCGGUAAAGCUGGUGGAUGUACCAGAGAUGGAGUAUUUCGCCAGCCAAAAUACUGGGGAGGUGUGUGUACGUGGUUCUAACGUAUUCCAUGGUUACUACAAAGAUCCCGAAAAAACAGCAGAGGCCGUCGACACGGAGGGCUGGCAUCAUACGGGCGACAUUGGCAUGUGGCUACCGAAUGGCACUCUCCGCAUAAUUGAUCGUCGCAAGCAUAUUUUCAAGCUCAGUCAGGGCGAGUAUAUUGUGCCCGAAAAAAUUGAAAACAUCUACACGCUAAGUCAGUAUGUAAACCAGGUGUAUGUCUAUGGAGAAAGUCUUAAAAGCUGCAUCAUUGCCGUUGUUGUGCCCGAUGUGGACGUGCUCAAGCAGUGGGCCAUUGAUAAUCGUGUCAAGGGAACGCUCUCAGUGCUCUGCAAUAAUCCACAGGUGAAAGAGCUCAUUAUGAGCGACAUGUUGAAUUGGGGCAAGCAAAGUGGUUUGAAGUCAUUCGAACAGGUCAAAGACAUUUAUUUGCAUCCUGAUCCAUUUUCCGUACAAAAUGGUUUACUAACGCCAACAUUCAAAGCGAAACGGCCACAACUGAAGAGCUACUUCAAGCCGCAGCUGGAUGAUAUGUACAAACAUUUAGAUUAAAUUUAAAUUUACAUAACAGUAAACAGAUUGAGCUAUAGCCUAUGCGUAUCUAAAAAGAAUGACUCGAAGAAAUGCAUACAAUGAAACGCAGAUGAUUGAAUUAAAGGGAAUAAUGAACAAUCCUAAAAAACCCCUUUAAAAGUACUAAAAUUGAAACAUAAAAUAUAUAAAUAAAAAAAUAAUAAGUAAUCGUCAAAACGAUUUCGAGAGAGAAACAUUAGUCGAUAUGUAAAUGCAAAUUAUAACCCAGAAGUCAAGAAGGAUAUGUAUGGUAAAAAUAAAGUUUGACAAGUCCACUUAGAAAAUAUGAAAUUCGAUCUAGCGAAUUUAAGAGGAAAAUUAUUUAAAUUCAAUAUAUAAUAUCCUUAGAAUAUUAACGAUCUAUACAAAUGUAGCUUCUUUAAAUAGUUUCAUGGUCACAUAACCAAUUUAUAAUUUACUGACAAAAAAAAUUAUGGAUUAAAUUAUUAAUAAAUAAAUAUUUUAUUUGGAAUAUUUUUAGUAUUUCAAAGUUAUAAAGACGGUCAAUUCAAUUAAAGAGUGCAAAUAUUCAAUUAAAUAAUCGAAAUGCUUUAUACAAUAAUUUGUUCAACCAAAAAUUAUGGUAGUGGUGAAAUAUAUAGAACAUAUGUAUGCUUGAGAAUACUUAAAAAUUAAUUAAUAUUUACAUACAUAUGUACUCGUAUGUGUAAACACAUUUUUCCAUUAACAAAGCCAAUAUUAUACAUACACACAUUUUUACGCUGUUUUUUUAAUGUUUUUAUUUUUAUUUUUAUAUUUAUUUAUUAACUAUUUUAACUUAAUAUUGUACUAAAAAAUCUGUGCUUUUAUUAGUUAGUCUCUCUUACACGUAUUCUUUGUAUGUAAAUGGGUAUACUUGAUAUUGUAUUAAAUUAAAAAAUAUAAAACACAAGGAAAACACAAGUUUCUAAUCACUGUUUCUUUUAUAAUUUUAUAUUAAGUUUUUAAACAUUUUAUUUGGCUUUUGAGAAUUCUAGUAAUGCACAUGGUAAUAGAGAAUUUGAAUGUUCAACUAUCGUAAAGUAUCGAUUAUUAUUUAUUCCCACGCCGAAUCGACAAAAUCGUAGCAUUUACCGACUAAAAUAUCACCAAAUGGCACUUCAAAUCCAAAAGUCUGCUCGUCAAUUUCAACACUGAUAAAAGUAAUAGAUAUUUAUAAUGAUAUGUGAUAUGUAUUUGAUAAUUAUCGCAAUAUAUUUAUUAAACUUAAUACAAAUGCAAAUUAUUAAUUACUAAUACAUACAUAUAUACUAUAUAUGAAAACCUUACUGCUAAGUAGUGUGCGAUUACAUCAAAUACUCGUAAAUACAUAUUUAUAUGCAAUAGAACGCGUAAAUACAAACUUACGUACAAGUAACAAUGUUUACGUGUACAUGCACGAGGUAUUCAAAUGAGAUUGGAAUAAGGAAAUAGGAAUAGUCUUGUGUACGAGACACCUGACGAACAUACAGGUAUACAUUCGAAUGAAUGUGAAUGAAAAGGAUUACAACAUUACUUAAAUAAUUACAAAAUAUAAAUGCAAUUUUAUCUAAUAUGAA
Molecule: messenger RNA, 4049 nt
Organism: Ceratitis capitata (Mediterranean fruit fly)
Lineage: Eukaryota; Metazoa; Arthropoda; Insecta; Diptera; Tephritidae
Product: long-chain-fatty-acid--CoA ligase 5
Exons: 11
Coding region: 490-2490 (666 amino acids)
Biological process (GO): long-chain fatty acid metabolic process
Cellular component (GO): endoplasmic reticulum; membrane
Molecular function (GO): long-chain fatty acid-CoA ligase activity
Source: RefSeq, a predicted model, not a curated record